Messenger RNA from Angiostrongylus costaricensis, 1542 nucleotides. NCBI's taxonomy places the organism in Eukaryota, Metazoa, Nematoda, Chromadorea, Rhabditida, Metastrongylidae. The record is from the annotation of a GenBank genome assembly.
AUGGCGCAGUCGGUCGUCGAUCGAUACGUGUUGGUGGUGGUCGUCGUCGCCGUCGUUCUCGUUGGGCUUGCGACAAAUGUGACGAUAUGCCGAGGUCACCUCGGAUACGGACUGGCGAUCAGCAAGAUUAUCAUCCAUUUGAAUGAUGCUUUACGUGUCCAACAACUGGAAGAAGAACAGGAGAGGUUAAACAAUUCCUUAUUUUCGCUGAGUUCGCACUUUGCGCAAGUUCAGUUUCGCUUGAAGCAAAUAUCGGAAGCUGAAGGGGAAGACAGGGAGGUUCUUCUGAAGAAUCUACAAGAUUUUGCCUUCAAAGGAUGUGCUGAUAUGAAUGAAUUGAAAAAACUAAGGAGUCAAACUGAAUUCGGAGAGGUUUUAGAGAUACAAAAGCAAAGGCAAAGCGAACUCUUGAAACAGCUGCGGGAGCAACUUGAGGAUUUGGAAAGAAUAGCUUAUGAAAAUGGCGAAGGCGAUAUGCCGAGCACACUAAUCAUUCAGAAGCAGAAAGCUGUGUUGGACGAGCUGCACUCAAAAAUGUCGCUGAAUUUAGAGCUGGAUAAAAUGUCGCUUCCGGAUAUCCAGAAGCAUGUUGAUCAAGCUCUAAAACAGCUUAUAAAUCCUUUCAAAGAGAAGCAACAACUCGUUGAACAACUACAAACGCAAAUAGUUGACCUGGAGCGCUUCGUGAGCUACUUGCGAAGAGAAAAUAGUUCUCAGCAAAAUUCGCCGACGAAGGCAAUUGCAUCGUCUCAGUUUACUACGAACAAAGCCAAGUCUUCUUCGUUUUUUGGUUUGGUAGGCUGCUCUGUGCAACGUUUUCAGAAGAAUCAGCUUAAGAAUACAUUGCAGGGGAAUCAUUAUGGUGACGAGCGAGCUAGACUACAACUAGCUGUUGAUGCUACACAACAGGUUUUGGAGAAGUACACUCUGUUAAGCAUUGAAGGGACGUCCAAAAAGAGAGAAAUACAGGAGAUGGACGUUCUUAAUGAUGAGGUCUUCGAAAGAUCGGAAGAGGAAGUUGUUUCUGUUGUACGACGACAAUUGUGCCCAUCAUUGAAAGCACUGCUAGAGCAUGGUAUGCUUAGGGAAACGCUAACGCAGCGGUCUCUCCCGUCAUCUCUCGGAUUGGGUUGCUUCGCGUCAAGAAAUGGCACCAAAUGUAGGAUAUAUUUUGAAAAUUCGCCCUAUCAUGUUUCCUUUAUUGAUAAUUCUAAUGUAGAUUCUCAUAAAGCCACUCUGUUACAACAUAUAUGGGAUGUGGUAUUGUUUUUCUACGGAUCAAGAAAUGGUCGGGAUCUUAGCGAAGUACCUGUGCGAAAACUUAGUCAGUCGUUUAAGCUAGAGAAUGUAGCUGGGAAGAGUAUUACUUCGAAGCAGGUGUUGUUAACCACUAUCGAAAACAUUGUUUCUUCACAUGCUCGUCUACGCAGAUCGAAAGACGCACAAUGGAAGGCUUUUGUUUCUGCUGCAAUGAAUGAGAAGAAACUUCCAGCAUGGCUAAGGAUGCGAAGAGCUAUACACAUUACUGGAGGAUCUACAUAA